This is a messenger RNA of Knipowitschia caucasica, 570 nucleotides long. The record is from the annotation of a GenBank genome assembly. Lineage: Eukaryota; Metazoa; Chordata; Actinopteri; Gobiiformes; Gobiidae.
AUGAAGCAUUUAUUCCUCCCUGUGGCUUCAGUUCUGGUGUGUUUAGUGCUGCUUGUUCCAGUGACAGCGAAGAACGCUGAAGAUAUUCGCUGCAAAUGCAUCUGUCCGCCGUACAAAGACAUAGAAGGACAAAUCUACAAGCAAAAUGUUUCUCUGAAAGACUGCAAUUGUCUCCAUGUAGUUGAACCCAUGCCUGUUGAUGGCAAAGAUGUGGAGGCUUAUUGUCUACUGUGUGAAUGCAAAUAUGAGGAAAGAAGCUCUGGGACAAUCAAGUUCACCAUCAUUAUGUACCUAUCCAUAUUGGGCUUACUGCUGCUCUACAUGGUGUAUCUGACUCUUCUGGAGCCCAUGUUGAAGAGACGACUCUUUGGACAUUCUCAGCUCAUUCAAAGUGACGACGAUGUUCCAGUGGGGGAUCAGCAGCCAUUUGCCAACGCACACAAUGUGUUGUCACGGUCACACUCAAGGCCCAACAUGCUGAACAAAGUGGAGCAUGCUCAGCAGCGCUGGAGGAAGCAGGUCCAGGAGCAGCGGAAGUCUGUGUUCGACCGUCAUGUCGUCCUCAGUUAA